Alternaria incomplexa is the source of this 3648-nucleotide messenger RNA. RefSeq lists its product as uncharacterized. The transcript is spliced from 2 exons. The record is from RefSeq and is a predicted model, not a curated record. The coding region runs from base 1 to 3648 and encodes 1215 amino acids. Lineage: Eukaryota; Fungi; Ascomycota; Dothideomycetes; Pleosporales; Pleosporaceae.
AUGAUAGGCCACCACAUCAGUGAGCAUGCUCGCAUCAAGAUUCUCAAAGAAGUCGCCAUCCGAGCGCAGAAAUAUGUCGUGAACAUGACCUACAACUGGAAGCAGAAAAACGAAAUCCUCCCAGAGAUCCGCACACACAUCGAAAACAUCCUCGCUCGGUUCAAGCACACCAAGACACCCUCGAAGCCAAUUUUGCUUCCUGCAAAGGCAAUAACAUCACCCAGAGAAACUGUGGAAGUUCAGCCAUUCAUUGUCUUGUCACCAGCCGACAUUGUCACCCUGGUCAACGCUCUAUUCCCGGAGCGACGUCCGUCGUCCAGCCACAUGGACAACGACAGCCAGCGCCGUACUGGUCUGACUUCCUCUGCGUCUUCCAUGUCCGGAAUGUCGGUUCCAUUCCGCAAUGCCGCCGCUUCUGUGACUGACGCAAGCUCUAUCCUGAGUGCCAGUGCUUCUUCAAUGACCAGCGACCAGACCUCGCGUGAGCCACUCCUGGACAGCAACCCGGUAUCCGGCGAAUCACCGACAGAGAUGAAGCCUGCACCAACAGAGCAAUACGGAAGACAGCUGCGAAUGGCAUGUUCUGAGAUGACUCGCCUCCUAGGUUUCGAAGCCACAUCAGGCUCUUGCCAUCCGUGCGCAGAGCGAUGGGCUGUCCUUUACAUCUCCGCUGAUGGAAAGCAGCUGAAGCCGCGUAUGCGCAAAGACUUUGAUGAUGAGGAUGAGCACGACGAGGACUCACCAGACAGCGACAGCAGCGACGACGAAGAGGGCGGGAACAGGUUCGAUCUUGGCAACGACUACCAUCAGCUGAAAGAGGCAAUCGCCAAGCUGGUGGAGGAGUACGAGAUUCCCAAGGAUCUUGCGCCCGACAGCGAAUCGAAGAACUUCAGCAACAGAAUGACGACCCGCAAAAGCACUCGUGGACGUGGCCCAGUACGCAACGUCAGCGAAAACCUCGGAUCACGCAACCCAUACAACUCCACUCAGAGCCAAAGCCAGCUUACCAACAUGAUUGCCAGCCAAAGAAACGUCUCGUCACGGCGCUCACCACAAUUUCCGAGAAGUCACAGCAACCCUCAAGUCGGCGAGAAGCAAGAGAACAACUCAGUUCUGGUCACCAUGCUUGAGACCGCCAUGUACCAGUGUCAAGCACGAUCCGAUUUCGUCAAUGCGCAUAUGUACUACAAGACAUUGCAGAGUCUGAAAAGACUCAGCUCUCCGACACUGGUCAAGAACGGCUACGCAGCCCUUCUCAACUACUUCUCUCGCAGCCCGCGCGACCUCCUCAGCAAGGCAGCCAAUGCCAUUGAAGAGUUCGAGGCCUGGUUCGUGUGGCUCAAGCAGUCCCAGGAGCGGUCAGAUGGUAUGGUCGAAGAGAUGAUGCUCACGUUCAAGAAUCUUCGAGACAAGAUGUGGUACAUCACAGAUGUCCGCACUUCCAAGCCAUACGAGGACGCCAGGAACGUUGCGCUUGCUCUCAAGAUUAUGGACCAACAGUCAAAGAUGCUCAAUGUCAGAGGCCCGUCUGGUUCUCAACCGCGAAACAGCAACAGCUUCUUACGCCAGAACGAAGCUCAGCUGGUUGAUCUGAUGUCAGCGUCUCAAGACUUCGGUGGACCGAACAAGCUGUCAGACGAGCAGUCCCAAAUCACGCUGAAGUGGCUUAUGCAAUACAGCGUGGAGAACUUUUGCAAGGGCGAGGAGCGGAUACACCGUUUCUGUCUCGAAGUCGACAAGUGCGUCACCAAGGUCAUUGGUGAGGGCGUCCUUGAUGGGCCCGUGCUCUGGGCCAGCGACCUCUACAAGCGCGACCAACAAAUUCUGGAGAGUGGACGGCAGAAGGGCGACCUGUUUCUGACUGGUGUUGGCACUCUUUCCAUCGCCGGUGAUGAGGAGUACGAGACCCACGGCCGACCUGGUUCUCGUAGCCAUGACUUCUCGCAACGGCCAAGCCAAGGUAGUCUGCGUGCCGCAGCUAACCGCAAUGGAUCUUCCAGUUUCGACCAGAGCCCCUGGGGAAGAAACCCCAUGGAUGCCCCCGACUACUUCGGUGGAUCUUCACCCGUCCAUGCAAUCGACUCUAUGGCUACUUUCUGGUCACCGUUCCAGACCCAAGCGCAGUCUCCUACCAACGCCACAAGCAUCCGACCACGUACCGCAUCAUCAUCGAAGGGUACGGUGAUGCUGAAGCAAUCUGCAAUGGUCAACGAAGACAAGCGCCGCUUCAUGCUCGAUCUGAAGCAAACACUCACAGGCCUGCUUCUGAGUGACCUCGGAACAAUGGUCUUCGCCAACGGCAGCGAGACCGACUCGUGGUUCGGUGGUGAUUUGCUAGACGAUUGCUUCGAGCGUAGAGAUGAAGAGGAACGGAAACGCAAGAAGCAGCUCGCCAAGAAGAGCAUGAAGAACAUCCGGAAGCAGACCCUGCCCGAUUCACGCAACUUGCCGCUGGAGACGCUCGGCCGCAACGAGCGUGGAACAGCGGCCCCGCCUGUUGCAACUUUCCAACACGCCAGUGCAUCCGACGCUCACCAAUCUGCCGGCGAGCAAUCCUCGACUUCCAGCGACGCGACUUCGCGUUCGGUUGGCAAUGCCACAGCAAAGAAGGCUGGGCUACUCGAGUUCCCGUACAACGUUGCUUUCCGACGGCUGUUGGGCAGGUUCCAGACACAUCCCAACCCAUACUCUAAACUGCAUGCACUGUAUGAGCUAGAGCUGCUCAUCAUAGCAUCACUCUCUUCUCGAACGGGCCGCUCGUACAACAACCGUCGGGAGACUCUUCCCCCAGUUCCUCAAUCACCCACCCUUGGCACCAUGCCAGAGCUCAGUUCUCGUGAGCCAGCUACUCAAACCUCCCGAGCACAAAACCUCGAGGAAGCCAUCGCCAACUGCGAGGAGCGCCGCUCUCAUAGCAUGAGCGUAGAACGCGUCAGCAACGCUUCCCCUCUACCUCGCAACGGUGCACGCUCCCCGGUUGGACCGCCAAGCACAGACAUGAUUGUCGAAGUCAUCCAAGGCCUCUUCCGCGACGCUAACAUCCGACCCAAGACCCUGUUCCGAGACCUGCAGUACAUCGCAUCUUUUGUGCCUGCGCAGAUGUUGGACAAGACUGCACGAGGCAAGGCAUUCUGGGAUGUCGGUCUCGCUGCUCUCGGCCUCAAGCAAGACGUGUGCCGGAUCAUGGUAGAGCUCGUCGAUGAGGUCAUCACCCAGAACUCGAAGCGCGAUGCAGGCAAAGUCAGCAGUGGAGCUGCUGUCGAGAAGGCUGGUGCAUCGUCUACUACACCAGCUCCGGUUGAUGAACCGCUGUCCAAGUACACCAUGGAGGAUGCCGGACGCAUGCUUCUUAUCACUGCCAAGGAGGGCGACGCAGUGGCCGAGCGUGAGCUUGCGAUCUUUUACCUCACAUCGCCCGAGCUUGUUCAUCGUACAGUCCUGCCGCUCACCAGGCCCAGCGAGGUCUUCAAGACUGAGCUUCUCAACCGUGAGAGGAAGGCGUCGCAAGACCCCGCCCGCAGCGACCCAAUGACCAUGUGUGUCGCGCAACACUGGAUGGAGCAGUCCAUGAAGGGCGGCGACCAGCUUGCCGCCAAGUACUUGCGCCAGCGCAGCGAGCUGGAGAACAUCAACCCGAGCAGGGCAUAG